Messenger RNA from Hemicordylus capensis (graceful crag lizard), 3437 nucleotides. RefSeq names its product tetratricopeptide repeat domain 8 (gene TTC8). Bases 312 to 1829 code for a protein of 505 amino acids. NCBI's taxonomy places the organism in Eukaryota, Metazoa, Chordata, Lepidosauria, Squamata, Cordylidae. Gene Ontology annotation, molecular function: protein binding. The record is from RefSeq and is a predicted model, not a curated record. Gene Ontology annotation, cellular component: ciliary basal body; non-motile cilium; BBSome. Gene Ontology annotation, biological process: non-motile cilium assembly. The transcript has 14 exons.
CAGGACUGAGGAGAGGAGCCCAAGCUUAAAGAACAAGACACGGAGGGUGCAUAGAGACCCCGGUGUCGAGAGCCUGUCACCGCCGCCCGCCGGCACUCCCCUUCUCAUGCAAGAUGCUCGGGAAGAGCUGAGCAAGCGAACGCGGGUUCAGAUUUGCAAUCUGGAUCUGGAAGCCUUUGCUCUCAGGCAGUUGCUUAGCCGCCUAAACUCGGGAGAGGACCCUGUGGCCGCGUUGCUGGGCGAAGCCGAGCCGGGACGCGGGGCCUAGACAGAGCAGGGCCUGCGGUUGUUUGCCCGCCGCGGAUGCCCCUAUGGGGCUGGAAAUGGAUCCUCUGCUCCACGCUUGGAGUUACUUCAGGCGGAGAAAGUUCCAGCUCUGUUCGGAUCUGUGUUCCCAGUUGCUGGAAAAAGAACCGAACGACCAGGCUGCGUGGUGCUUGAAAAUACGAGCUUUAACGGAAAUGGUUUAUGUGGAUGAAAUUGAUGUGGAUCAGGAAGGCAUCGCUGAGCUGAUGCUGGAUGAAAAUGCUAUUGCACAGGUUGCACGUCCUGGUACUUCACUGAAACUUCCUGGAACAGGUCAAGGUGGAGGUCCCAGCCAGGCUGUCAGGCCAGUGACUCAGACUGGAAGACCCCUUACUGGAUUCGUACGACCCAGCACCCAGGGUGGACGACCAGGUACUAUGGAGCAAGCCAUAAAGACUCCAAGAACUGCUCACACUGCCCGUCCUGUGACUAGUACUUCAGGAAGAUAUGUCAGACUUGGAACGGCCUCUAUGCUCACAAAUCCUGAUGGCCCCUUCAUCAACGUGUCUAAGUUGAACUUAAAUAAUUAUGCGCAAAAACCAAAGCUGGCAAAGGCCUUGUUUGAAUACAUUUUUCAUCAUGAGAACGAUGUUAAAAAUGCUAUAGAUCUGGCAGCAUAUGCCACACAACAUGCCCAGUUCAAGGACUGGUGGUGGAAAGUGCAAAUUGGAAAGUGUUAUUACAGGUUAGGAUUAUAUCGUGAAGCUGAAACUCAGUUUAAAUCGGCUCUCAGACAACAGGAUAUGGUAGAUACAAUAUUGUAUUUGGCAAAAGUGUAUUCCCGCUUGGAUCAGCCUUUGACUGCUUUAAAUGUUUUCAAGCAAGGAUUAGAGCGGUUUCCUGGAGAAGUCUCCCUUCUUUGUGGCAUUGCCAGGAUCUACGAGGAAAUGAACAACAUUUCUGCAGCUGCAGAAUAUUAUAAAGAUGUGUUAAAGCAAGACAAUACUCACGUGGAAGCCAUUGCAUGCAUUGGAAGUAACCACUUUUAUUCUGACCAGCCUGAGAUAGCAUUGCGGUUUUACAGGCGGCUCUUGCAGAUGGGUGUUUAUAACUGCCAGCUCUUUAAUAACCUGGGCCUCUGUUGCUUCUAUGCCCAGCAAUAUGACAUGAUUCUCAGCUCCUUUGAACGUGCACUCUCACUGGCUGAAAAUGAGGAGGAGUCUGCAGACGUUUGGUACAAUUUGGGUCACGUAGCUCUGGGAAUAGGGGACACAAGCUUGGCUUACCAGUGUUUCAAACUGACCUUGACCAACAACAAUGACCAUGCGGAAGCUUACAAUAAUCUGGCUGUACUGGAGAUGCAAAAAGGUCGCGUGGAUCAGGCAAGAGCCUUUCUACAAACAGCUUCAUCAUUGGCUCCCCAUAUGUAUGAGCCACACUUCAAUUUUGCGGUGCUUUCUGAUAAGGUUGGAGACCUCCAGAGGAGUUAUAUAGCUGCCCAGAAGUCAGAGACAACUUUUCCAGAACAUGUGGAUACGCAACAACUCAUCAAGCAGUUAAAACAACACUUUGCCAGACUUUGAUGAAACACUUGUCAUUUGAAAAUGUAUUUUAUUUUUCUCCAAAGCUGCUACACUAGUGCAAAUAAAUAAUUUCUCAGAAUAUUUUUAAAACAAGUAUCAGUUAUGCUUACCAGAAGUGGACUGAAGUUUCUUCUCUUCCCCUAUUUGAACAAACUGUUUCCUUAGUUGAAAGGGUUCAAAGUAGAGAGUAGUCUACUUGAUACAUCCAGUGGCUUGGCUUAUUUCUGAAUGUAAUUGUUAAAGCAGGGCAAGGUUUACCUCCAUCCAUGUUGGAUUUCCAUGGAGGAGUUGCCAGAUGAGGGAAUACAUCCUACCCUUGUGUGGGUGUUGCUAUAUGUAUACAUUUAGUUGAUUCCUUUUUGAAGGUAGCAUCCCCCACCCACACCCACCCCUUUUUACUGCCUGGUGAUAAUGGUGUGUUGCAUAGUUAAUGGGCUCAAGUGUGACUUAUCAAGUUGUUUAACUUGUUGCAACUUAGCAGGAAGAACCUAGAUUGUGUAAGGCACGGAAAGUGUGUCUACUCAGUGGGUGGGGGAUGUAUUUGCAUCCUUGUUCCGCCAACUGAAGUCUAGAACAGGGGUUCCUCACCUUGGGUUCCCAGAUGUUGACCAAAGACCAUGGUGUCUGGGCAGGAUGGGAGUUGUAGUUAGGAAUGUGCAUGGAACCGCAGUGGGAUGGUUUGGCACGCACAGGUGCGUUGGGGACUUUGGGCCAUAUCCAGCCAGUGGGGGCAAUGGGGCGGCAGGGAGGUACGCUGCCACCUGAUCAGCUUUCUUAACAAAGGACGCCGGUGGGGGGGAAGUGGUGGAAGGGGUAAGUGCACCCUCCCCCACUCUUAAAGCGGCACCCCGGUCACCUUUGAACUGGCAGAACUGCCGGUUCUUUGAACCAGUUCGGAGGUCCAUAAAGGGCCUCCGAACCGGCUCCCUGCACAUCCCUAGUUGUAGUCCAACAAUAUCUGGGGAUCCAAGGUUGAAAAUGUCUGUUCCAAAAUAAUGUGGAACUUUAUUAGUGUCCUUCCCGUGCCCAUUCGUCCACAAGUGUUCUUGGGGACAAUGUGUACUGCACAGUGCAGGAAUAGCAAUUGUAGUUGAUGGGAAAGGAACACACUUUGUCCUACCAGCACCAUCAGACUAGGACAUAAGGGCCAAGUGUAGGGAGCAGGAAACUGGUGCUUUCUUCCCCUUCAAAGUCAAAAAGUUAUAAAGUGUGCAGAAAGACUAUUGAGUGGCGCUGUGGGAUAGGUCCCCUUGAGAAGGACAGGCAGAAGCAGUAGAGGUAAGGGUGUCUUUGAAUACCUCCCUCUUUUGACUUGGUCAGAUUUUUAAAACUGACUAGCAGGACUUUGUUACCUCACAUCAGUUGGGGGAGGAGAGGGAAUGGCAAGAAACAUAGGAAAAUGGGGCAGGAAGUACAGUGAAAGGAUCCUUUUCCACUGCAUUGGUACUGUUAAAUGUAAGUUCUUUGGAUUGUAAAAUGGCAAUUCUGUUCCCAUUAGGUUCAUUUGUACAGUCAGAGAUGGACUUGUUUUCAUGUUACUUCUAGUUUUAUUUAUCAUUAUAUGUAUAUUUAAUUUUAAAGUAAUUUAUAAUACAUUAUCAUACCUAA